Urocitellus parryii (Arctic ground squirrel) is the source of this 3090-nucleotide messenger RNA. It is a transcript of the gene Calcoco1, whose product is annotated as calcium binding and coiled-coil domain 1. The record is from RefSeq and is a predicted model, not a curated record. Gene Ontology annotation, molecular function: transcription coactivator activity. Gene Ontology annotation, biological process: positive regulation of transcription by RNA polymerase II. NCBI's taxonomy places the organism in Eukaryota, Metazoa, Chordata, Mammalia, Rodentia, Sciuridae.
CGCGUCCCCUCUCCCCCGCCCCUCCUGGAGUCGGAGUGCUGUUUUUGUUGUUGGUGAAAGGUGAGGGAACAGCUGAUCGCCUGUGGGGAGAGCAGAUAUCUUGAGGGCAGGAUGGAAGAAUCAUCACUAAGCCGGACACUGUCCCGGGGAGGAGUCAACUUUCUGAAUGUUGCCCGGACCUACAUCCCCAACACCAAGGUGGAAUGUCACUAUACCCUCCCACCAGGCACCAUGCCCAGUGCCAGUGACUGGAUUGGCAUUUUCAAGGUCGAGGCUGCCUGUGUUCGGGAUUACCACACGUUUGUGUGGUCUUCAGUGCCUGAUAGUACCACUGAUGGUUCUCCUAUCCACGCCAGUGUUCAAUUCCAAGCCAGUUACCUGCCCAAACCAGGAGCACAGCUCUACCAGUUCCGAUAUGUGAACCGCCAGGGCCGGGUGUGUGGUCAGAGCCCUCCUUUCCAGUUCCGAGAGCCAAGGCCCAUGGAUGAGCUGGUGACCCUGGAGGAGGCUGAUGGAGGCUCUGACAUCCUGCUGGUUGUCCCCAAGGCCACCGUGCUUCAAAACCAACUGGAUGAGAGCCAGCAAGAACGGAAUGACCUGAUGCAGCUGAAGUUGCAGCUGGAGGGGCAGGUGGCAGAGCUGAGGAGCAGAGUGCAAGAGCUUGACACAGCUUUGGUGACUGCCAGGCAGAAUCAUGCAGAGCUGACAGAGCAGUACAAGGGGCUUUCCCGGUCCCAUGGGGAGCUCACAGAAGAGAGGGACAUCCUGAGCCGCCAACAGGGAGACCAUGUGGCACGCAUCCUAGAGCUGGAAGAUGACAUUCAGACCAUCAGUGAGAAAGUGCUGACAAAGGAGGUGGAGCUGGACAGGGUUAGAGACGCAGUUAAGGCCCUGACUCGGGAACAAGAGAAGCUCCUGGGGCAGCUGAAGGAAGUCCAAGCAGACAAGGAGCAAAACGAGGCUGAGCUCCAAAUGGCACAACAGGAGAACCACCGCUUAAAUGUGGAGCUGCAGGAGGCCAAGGGUCAGCAAGAAGAGCAGAGUGCUCAGGCCCAGAGACUGAAGGACAAGUUGGCCCAGAUGAAGGAUACCUUAGGCCAGGCCCAGCAGCGAGUGGCUGAGCUGGAACCCCUGAAGGAGCAGCUUCGAGGAGCCCAGGAGCUUGCAGCCUCAAGCCAGCAGAAGGCUGCCCUUCUUGGGGAGGAGUUGGCCAGUGCAGCAGGAGCCAGGGACCGCACCAUAGCGGAAUUACACCGCAGCCGCCUGGAAGUGGCUGAAGUCACCGGCAGGCUGGCUGAGCUCAGUCUGCACCUGAAGGAGGAAAAAUGCCAGUGGAACAAGGAGCGGGCAGGGUUGCUGCAGAGUGUGGAGGCAGAGAAGGACAAGAUCCUGAAGCUUAGUGCAGAGAUCCUUCGGCUGGAAAAGGCAGUUCAGGAGGAGAGGACCCAGAACCAAGUGUUCAAGACUGAACUGGCCCGGGAAAAGGAUUCUAGCCUGGUGCAGUUGUCAGAGAGUAAGCGCGAGUUGACAGAGCUGCGGUCCGCCCUGCGUGUGCUCCAGAAAGAAAAAGAGCAGUUGCAGGUAGAAAAGCAGGAACUGCUAGAGUACAUGAGAAAGCUGGAGGCCCGCCUGGAGAAGGUGGCAGAUGAGAAGUGGAAUGAGGAUGCUGCCACAGAGGACGAGGAGACCACUGCGGGGCUGAGCUGCCCAGCGCCUCUCACAGACUCAGAGGAUGAGUCCCCAGAAGACAUGAGGCUCCCGCCCUAUGGCCUGUGUGAGCGUGGAGACCCAAGCUCUUCUCCUGCUGGGCCCCGAGAGGCUUCUCCCCUGGUUGUCAUCAGCCAGCCGGCUCCCAUUGCUCCCCACCUCUCAGGGCCAGCUGAGGACAGUAGCUCUGACUCGGAGGCUGAGGACGAAAAAUCAGUCCUGAUGGCCGCUGUGCAGAGUGGGGGUGAGGAGGCCAACCUGCUGCUUCCUGAACUGGGCAGUGCCUUCUAUGACAUGGCCAGCACCAUCUUCCGAGGAGCCCAAAUUGCCCUGCAUCCCCUCUCUCCUGCCCCUACCCCUUCCCCAACCACCAGUGGCUUUACUGUGGGUCCCCUGUCAGAGGCCAGCACCGGGGGCCCUGCCACCCCCCCAUGGAAGGAGUGCCCUAUCUGUAAGGAGCGCUUCCCUGCUGAGAGUGACAAGGAUGCCCUGGAGGACCACAUGGAUGGACACUUCUUUUUCAGCACCCAGGACCCUUUCACCUUUGAGUGAUUCCCCCCUCUCUAGUAUAUGCACAGAUAUACACUUACACACACAUGCACACACUCAUGCACAGACAUACACUUGGUUCUCAUACCUGUUUUCCAUCACACCAGGUUCCAUAAUAUUCUGCUCCUAUGUGCCCUGUUUUCAUCCCAAGCUUUCUAACUUCGUCCUCUCCCGCCUGGCCCUUUUGUCCCAGGCAGGGGUCCUUCUUGGAAGCAGUGGCUGCAUUUAUCCCCUGAAAGCGGUUUUAGAGGAACCAGGAUGGAGAAGACCUUCCCCUCUGGGAAUAGAAUUGUCCACUGCUAGCCCCGGAGGCUUCUGGUAUCUAGAGCCACCACACACAGGCUCCUACACACUCCCCUCUCUGUUGCCCCAAAGCCAGUUCCUGGGGCGCCACACUUUCUCUUAUUUGGGGCUUAUGUUUGUUUACCUGAGUUUUCUCUGGGGCCUGUAUAGAGGCAGCAGUGUGGACAUCAUGACCUCUUUGGGUCUCAGCUUCAGUGGUUCCUCUUUCUGUUCCCCGCUUGACUUCCACACCCCAUCCCAGCCUUUCCCAUAGCCUUAGAUAUUAAGUUUGGAGGUUCAUUUUGUAUUUUUAAGGAUUCCUGUCUGUCUCCUGCCACCCCCAACCCCCCACAUACACCCAUAUCUUUACAUGGAAAGAAAUAAUGUAUUUGUGCCUUCUGUGAGGGAUGGGGGAACAAGUGAUUUCAGGUGUCCUCAUUUCCUGGCCUCUCCUCCUUCUCAAGGUCCCCCACAGCAAUAAAAACUUCCUCCUCCCGCCAUAUCCCUCCCCUCUUAUAUGUAGUUUGGACAAAUAUAUUUAUAUGAUAUGUG